CGGAAGUGAGGGAGAGGCUAAAAGCGGUGACUAGCUGGUUCAGCUUAAGAGAGCUAGUUAUCUGUGCUUUGAAGACAUUCGGCGUCUUAAGGAAGUUGGCACAGCCUAGAUUUCAUACGACUGAUUGACUUCAAGCUGAAAUUACUCGGUAUGUCGACAGUGAAUGUGCUUGCAAGCAUGCAACCUAAAUCAAAGGGAGACGUUAGCUAGCUGGUUAAUGUUACCUUGACAGCAAGUAUGGCGUUUUGUAGCUAUCUAGCGUAGCUAUCUGAUAUUCUGAAGGCCCUCAGCUACCAUAUCACCCUCUGACACGAUGGAAUGUUCUGCCAACAAACUCAAGACAUCAACCUGUGUCCAAUAUGAAAUGCAACUGCUGUAAACAGCUCGCUAACCGAUAACGUUAGCUAGCACAGCUAGCUAGCUAAAUUGGUUUUGAAGGCUAAUGCCAACCUCAAGUCCUAACUAACUAGCUAGCUAUGCUUUUGUACAGGGAACUAGUUAGAUGAAAGACCGUUAACUAACGUAUGCAGGUAACGUUAGGUAGUAAGUAGACGAUGUCAACAUAAGAUUCCAGGUAAUCUGGCUAAUAUGAUCUUUAGUUAAAACAGCAGCUGCCAAGGAAACGUGUCACCAUUCAUCAAUGUCUGCUAACUUCCUUUCUCUGUAAUUCCUUUAGAUUGUAGCUACCUACUGUCUUCUACUUUAUAAACAACAUCCCUGUCUCAAAACCUGUCAACACCUACAUCGAGCAUCAACUCGCUACAUCACUCCUGGGUGCAGUCCGGCCAAGAAAAUAAUGUCCUACAGUUGAAGAUGGGAGGUAGUGGCUCCAAAACCAAAGGAUAUUGGCCUUUUGCAGGUUCAGGCAGUGGUGAUGGCGAUCCAACCAAAGAGGGAGUCGACGAACAGUCGCUGGCAAGGCUCAGAAGUUUCCGAAAUGGGACGCCCUUCGUGUUUACCAGAAGGAGGUAAAUAUAGCAUCACAAGUAGCUAUGUCAUCAUAACAUAAAGCACAUGCUACAAGUCAGAGAACCAGCCACUUCUCAGGAUUGAGCAAGACUUGUAUGUCCUAAUGCCUUACGCAACUUUAAACUUAAGCCAAUAUUGUGCUCUUACAUAAUAGUGUACCCUUUAAAUUGUAUCUUUCUAGAAACUUCCCUUCACAAUGUCAGUAUGCCUAGGUCUGUGUCUCGGGGUGUACACAGAUCAACACAUGGCACAUGUUUGACAUCCCUUUCUAGCUCUGUGUGGCGGUGCGCAACGGGAGGGGUUUACCCAUGCAACAUCUAUACUGGGUAGACAUUUGUCAUGCUCUUAUUUCUCUGGACCCCACCCAGCAGUAAUCCUUAUCUGCCUUCAGCUCCCUGUACUUUGACGAAGAUGGAGACCUGGCCCACGAGUUCUACGAGGAGACAGUUGUGACGAAGAAUGGCCGCAGGAGGUCCAAACUGAAGAAGAUCCAGAAAAACCUCAUACCUCAGGUAACAGGCCCUUCUCUCAAACAGUCGGAAUACAAUAUUCAGGGGUGUAUUCACUAGGAACCAAACAGGACGAAAUGGGGUCCUACCUAAAUUUGUCCAAUAGUAAUGCUAGUUUUUGUUGCAAAAUGUUUUGCUAUGGCGUGCACUAAUGAAUACACCCCCGGUAUUAGAUUUUUCCUGAUUAGCCCCCUAGAGUGGAUGUCCGCGCCUCUGCAGAAAUCUAAUUAGCAUAAUAAAUACAUCCCCAUAAAAAUCAGUCAGUUUAAGCUAUAGAUAUUUGGUUGCAUCAUUUGUUGCAUUGGAUGCUUCUCAAUCCGCCGAUGUCGCACUUCCGCAUCAGCGGUGAAAGGUGACAGCGCUAGAGCGGUGUUUGUCAGACCAUGAGACAUCCCUAAAAUCGGUCUUCUCACAAAAUCGUCUAUAGUGUCCGAACGGUUUGGCCUACACACUGAUAUGACCUCUGUGGAAAGGUGAGACUCUAGAAUGCCCAAAGGCUUGUCUGAAGGUCCCCUGGUACCAGUUGAAAAAUUAAUGGAAGUAUAUAUGGAGACUGUUUAGUGCCAAAAACAAGGGGUUAAAUACAUGUACAAAAAAAAUAUAUAUAUAUAACUUCCUUUAGAUUUUUGGGGGACUACUUGUUCCAUGUAGUGAAUGUUAUUCAAUGCAUUUGUAUGGGCUAAUAGCUGUAAGGCCAAAAAUAAGUUUUCAUCAAAUUGUUUUAUUUUUUGGAUACUUCAAGGGGUCUUAAAAUUCUAAAUUAAAUAGCUUAAUGAUCCUUGGUAUGACCUUCUUAAAACAAUUCCAUAUAGCUUAGUAGAACCCCACCCCAGCUUAGACGGGGCUUAGACUGUAAUGGGUUAAACAGGAAUUCUAUUAUCUUCUGAUGUCAUCUAGUAUGCAUGAUUUUAAAUUGUCCCACCCCCAAACCAGUAUAUUCAAUAUGGCAAUAUCCUGAUCACAUUGCUGUAUGUUAGGGGCUAGAUAACUAAUGAAUGAUUAUGUGCUUAGUUGUGUUUUCUCUUUUUUCUUAUAGGGAACCAUACAUCUGGAGCACCCCUGCAUCCAUGUGGAUUUCCCUGUCGUUCUCUGUGAGGUUUGAUGAAGCCUGGUUCCAUGUUUUGAGACCAGACUCAGAUGAGCCACUGUGUCAACUCGGUCCCCUUGUUUCCCUCGCCACAUAUACUUUACCCUGAAGCCCUCCACGUACCCUCCUCUAAUACGCCAUGGUCUCCCGGUGAUGAUGUUUGGCCGGCGUCCUGACCUGUGAGGACAGAUGUGCUGUUGCUCAAAGCGUGUUCAGGCUCUGCAUGACCUGUGGACUCUGUAAGGUGUGGCCUGUGUGCAGUCACGUUACACACAGUAGUGAGUGGCCACUUACAGAGACAAUCAGUGGUCUGUAAAAGGUGUCGGAGAAGAUGGAUGAUGAUGAAGACAUCAUUCUGCUCCCGUUACCCUCAACCUAUUCAAUAAAUACAAUGCAGGUCCUGUGUGUGUUAGUGGAAAUGAAAUGUGACAAUGUAUCUGCCUGUCUCGCAUUAGUGUGCUCUGGUAGGAUGAUCCACUGUACUUUGUAAGGAGAAUGUAAGAGGCCAAUUGAACCAUGGGCUGUUAAGUAGAGUAGUGUGUGUCAGAAUAGGCCGGAGGUCCUAUAUCUUUAAAUCCUGGCCUAGAGAGUGAAUUUACCAUCUGUACGGAGCAGCGAGGGGAACAGGUAUUAAGGGGUGAGAUUUUCCGUUACCUGUUCAGUCUUCAGCGCGUCCAAAUUUAGUUGCAAAAUUCCAGGAACUUUCAAUAAAUUCCCUGGUUUUACAGAAAUCCCAUUUGGAAGAUUCCCAGAAUGGGCAGGAAAUCCAGAAUCCUCCAAC
Coregonus sp. 'balchen' is the source of this 3346-nucleotide messenger RNA. Lineage: Eukaryota; Metazoa; Chordata; Actinopteri; Salmoniformes; Salmonidae. The record is from the annotation of a GenBank genome assembly.